Molecule: messenger RNA, 1101 nt
Organism: Didymodactylos carnosus
Lineage: Eukaryota; Metazoa; Rotifera; Eurotatoria; Philodinida; Philodinidae
Source: the annotation of a GenBank genome assembly
AUGUCUGGCUAUACUAGCGAUGCCGUCAACAAUAUCAAAGAACAAGUUGACGGUUUUACAAAGAGUUUUCAGCAAACUCUGACUAGAUCACUUAAACUUUUGCAAGAGAAAGCAGAAAAUGAAAUGGAAAACAUCAAUGGUGCCAAGUAUAUAAAAGCAGACAAGCUAAACGAGAUAGUGGGCUCAAUCGAAAAGAAAAAUAUCAAAGGAAAUCUAACAAAUCUCUUCCAGAAAAAACUUCAACGAUUUGUACCUAAUUUGUUAGCAAUUACUAAUGGUGGUAACAUCUUCAACGAUGCAACAUCAGCAGUCAAUUCUCCAUUCAAAAACGCACAAAGUACCACUCAAAAAAUUCAGCCAGAUGUCAGUGGAAAAACGGAUGGGUCCGUUUCAUCAAAUUUUCAACAUACUAUUGCUGAUAAAUCUCUGUCACUUCAACAAAAAGUUAAGGAUGCGAAAGAUGAUAUAGCUUAUGGGGCAACCAAUUGUAGCAGUGGAGAAGUCAAUGGCAUCUCGCAUGAAAUCAACGUUUUAAGACAACGACGUCAUCGGAUUAUACAAGAUGCAUCGUUAGUUGUUGCCAUUACUUCUUCCAAUGAAACACUUACAGAUGAAAAUAAUGAGAAUAAUAUUGAUAUAUUUAAUUAUGAUGUACAACUUUCAGAUAUAGAUAAUUUACACAGCAAUUUGGAGGAAGAUGAUUAUAAUAUACCAACAGAAGUUUGUAGUGAAAGUGAUGAUGAUGAUGAUACUAACAACAUCCUAGAUAAUUUAGACGAAAAUGGUAACACUAUUGGUAUAGAUUAUGAUGAACAACUACGAGUUGAUGUAUCAUAUUCAUCAAAUGCACUGGAUUUUCCCAUUAUAUCGAGGAGCAGCUAUAACGCUGUACCAAUUAGUCCUGUUAAAUGUAAAGUUGGUUGUGAAUUAUAUGGAAUGUCACAUAGUACUGACGGCUCAACUGAAUUGUGUUAUGUUAAUGUUCAUGAGCGCUUAUAUAAAAUUGCCAAACGUAAUGUGCCUUUAAUUUUGGAAUAUCCAAAAUUGCCACAUAUUUUAUUAUCUAAUGAUAUUUUAAAUGUAAUGUUUAUGGGCAAAUGA